GACUACACGUAAACCCACAGAGCAGCUCCUCAAUUCCUAUCAUUCCCAGACUGAUCGCUCCUAAUUUUUCCGACCUCGGUUCUUAAAUCGAAAACCCAGAAAUUUCGGGGAUUAGAGUACAAGGGUUUCACUUGCCCACUGUCUUGGACGAUGUCUUGAAGAAGAAGAAGAAUAAGAAGAAGAGUGAGAUUCCGAUUAUUGGACCCAAUGGUGAGCCCUGCAGGAAGUGGAGGAGGAAGAAGAAGAAUCUUUGAAGAAUUUUCACCGGGGUAUUAUGGGGUUUGCGCCAUUGGAGGAAUGCUGAGUGCUGGCACAACCCAUCUCGCUUUAACACCUUUUGAUGUCCUCAAAGUCAAUAUGCAGGUGCACCCGGCGAAGUACAGAAACAUACCAACUUGCUUUACCAUUCUACUGAAAGAAGAAGGUCCAUUGGUGUUUUGGAGAGGAUGGGGUGGGAAGUUCUUAGGGUAUGGCGUUCAGGGUGCUUGUAGAUUCGGCCUGUAUGAAUACUUCAAGAACGUGUACUCGAAUUUUCUCGGGGAUCAAAGGAAGAGUUUGAUAUUCUUUCUGAGCAGUGCAUCAUCUGAAAUGAUUGCUAAUUUCGCUCUCUGCCCGUUUGAGGCCAUCAAAGUCCGAGUUCAAGCACAUCCUCACUUUGGGAAAGGUCUGGCUGAUGGAUUCCCCAAAUUAUAUGCUUCUGAAGGAGUCCGUGGAUUAUACAAAGGGCUUAUACCGCUUUUGGGACGAAACCUACCAUUCUCAUUAGUUAUGUUUUCAACAUUUGAACACACGGUGGAUUUCACGUACAAAAAGAUAAUUCAGAAGAGGAAGGACGAUUGCUCAAGAGCGCAACAGCUUGGGGUGACAUGUUUUGCAGGAUAUGCAGCUGGAUCUAUUGGUAGUAUUGUUUCUAAUCCAGCUGACAACAUUGUUGCCUCCCUUUAUAACAAGAAGGCUUUGACCCUUAAGUUGGCGGUGAAAAAGAUUGGGAUUAUUAAUUUAUUCACCAGGAGUCUUCCUUUAAGGAUAAUGCUGGUUGGGCCAUCUCUAACUUUGCAGUGGUUGUUCUAUGAUACGAUUAAGGUUUUAAGCGGAUGGCCAACGAGUGGGUACAUCCGCCCCAGUUCAGAGGAGAUAAAUCACAUGCUGAAAUGAGAUGCACAUGAAGACGACAAGUCGGUCGAGAUUAAGCAAAUUUAGUUACAAAACCAUAAAGCCAAGAUUGCUUUUUUGUUCUUCUUGACAAGAAGUAUUUGCAGAUUUUCUUUGCUGUUUUGUGUGGGUUUGGAUUGGAUCCCUUUUCUUGGCAGUGUAUAUAUUCUCUAUUUCACCCACCACCCUCUGUUUAUUGCUGUGCUGGUUUCAGAGCCACUUGGUUUCUGAACAUUUAUGCCAACAGUUUUGGACAUAUGGUAAAUUUGAAUAUUAUUAGUAGAGCAUAUAGCCACAAGACUGAGUGCAUCUUAACAACCUCU
Messenger RNA from Cuscuta campestris, 1475 nucleotides. The record is from the annotation of a GenBank genome assembly. NCBI's taxonomy places the organism in Eukaryota, Viridiplantae, Streptophyta, Magnoliopsida, Solanales, Convolvulaceae.